This is a messenger RNA of Trichoderma asperellum CBS 433.97, 1224 nucleotides long. The record is from RefSeq and is a predicted model, not a curated record. NCBI's taxonomy places the organism in Eukaryota, Fungi, Ascomycota, Sordariomycetes, Hypocreales, Hypocreaceae.
AUGACCCUGGCAACGAAAGAGGUGAUUGCAAGAAAAGAACGGACGGCGUCAGCCAACAAGUAUCCGCCCUCGACAACUAUGACUAGGCCAUCUCUUCAAACGAGAGGGAGAUCUACGAGCAUAUCAAUGCCAGGAAAGCCAAAGGAGCUCGAGAGAAGGCCAACGGGGAUUGCAUAUGCUAGAACUUCGGCCACCAAUCUUGCUGGGCCAGUGGUAUCGAAGCCGCCUAACCCUUCGAGGUCGAGAGACCCAAUUCGACGACCUGCAACGCCUACAGCGCCAGUGGGUGCACCUGGAACGGCACGGAGACUUUCUAAGCCUUCCUCUGCUGGAACGCUGCUCUCACAGGACCAAGCAUCGCUAAAGCCUCGGACUUCAACUUCUUCUCUACAGCGGCCAGGCUCGCCAGCUAAAUCAUUGGCACCUAAAUUGUCCACGUCACAUUUGGCUCCACCGUCACCUUCCAAGUUGCCAUCAAAUAUCGCUGCGUCAGCCGAGGUCAGUAAACUUCAGGCAGAGUUACUGCAGCUGUAUCUAUUGCACCGGGAAGCUCCAGUCGUAGAAGCCGAAUGGAGAGCGAGUGCCAAGCAAAAGUUGGGAGAUCGUUUCGCAAAGCUGAGUGAAGAGAGCAGAGAUGUCUCCGAACAGGAGAGCGCAGCGCAAGAGAAGAAGAAUGUGCUGGCGCUCAGAAGAUGGGGUAGUGGCGGUAGACUGGAUGAAAAGAUACAAUCAUUAGAAUCCAUCAUCACAAAUGUCUGGUCGCUGAGUGACCCAAGCGGUCGAUACGCCAAUCUGGUGCGGCACUUUGAGAAAUGGAUCGGCGGAGUGAGUGACAUGGAGGAGGCGAGAAGAAACGGCGCCAUGCUCGCCCAAGGAAACAAUGAUCUGUUCAUCGAGGACUUGGAUGCCCAAUGGAAAGAGGAGCGUCAAGAGCUCAUCAACCAACUUGACGGGUGGAAGCAGCAGCUCAGUGACAUUGACGAUCUGACCCUGGAUGAAUUCUACGCAGAGCCGCCAGAUGAAGACGAGAAGUCCAGCUUGGAGAAGAUGCUGGACGGGUCGCGCGCCUUGAUUAACAAUAUGUUGGCGGAGCUGAGAAUCAUGGAGGUGGUCGAGCAUGAGGCGCUUUUGCGAGAAGACGAGUGGAUUGGGAGGAUGAAUCGGAUUGGUGCGGACGACGACUUUGAGAUUCCGCGUGCGGGAGGCGCCUGGAAAGAGAUAUAA